AUGAAGCACAGAUUUCAAAACAAAAGCAAGAAAUUAAGAGCCAUUCUCGCAGAUUAUCCUGGAUUUUAUUUACAACCCACAUUUUAUACUAAACGUCGCCGACACCGGAUGGGUAACACUAUAAGCUUUGGAGGUGAUCUUCAUAAAGGAACGAGGCCUUUGAGUCAUAUCAGGUGUAAUGCAGAAUGCGACGUAGGCCAACUUUUCUACUAUAAAAUGGCGGCUAACGUAUUAAUAUACUCAAAAUUCUUCAUAGAAGGCGCUAUUUGCGAUUGGUACCGUGGUAUGCACAAACGUUAUGGUGUCGAUCCUUCGGGUAUGUCCGGUGGAAUCACAGGAAGUAUGUUUGGUUUCACAACAUCAAGAGUUGCUCCGUCCUCUACCAUCGGACCUACAACGAAGGGAGAUACCACUGGAUCGACAAAGCACUGGGAUAAAGGAAAGGGUACCUACACCUAUGACCCUUCGCAUGGCAGUUCUUCUAGAGAUAGCAGUCAUAGUAGUGCUGCUUCUCAUAGCCGUUCUUCCAAACGUCGACAAUCGUCAAGAUCAUCGAAGUCGAGGGGCUCGGCUUUCGAUAGCAAUGUGGUUAACUUGUAG
Messenger RNA from Haemonchus placei, 600 nucleotides. Lineage: Eukaryota; Metazoa; Nematoda; Chromadorea; Rhabditida; Trichostrongylidae. The record is from the annotation of a GenBank genome assembly.